Molecule: messenger RNA, 1862 nt
Organism: Pimephales promelas (fathead minnow)
Lineage: Eukaryota; Metazoa; Chordata; Actinopteri; Cypriniformes; Leuciscidae
Source: RefSeq, a predicted model, not a curated record
CACACACACACAUACAUGCGCACAUGAGAAAGUGACAGCGGAUUACAACCUCCAGCGCCCGCGCGCACAUCUGCCUGGAUGUUUACGUAAUAUAUACGGUCUCUCUACGAGCUUAGGGUCAAAUAGACGGCUUCCGUUUUGAUUUACACAACAUCUGAUAGUUUUGUAACGAGCCAUGUCACCGUGCGUAAAUACGCGCAAGGUUUCCGCGCCGUCCCUUUAACCUGAAAGCGAUUGGAUUCUGUCACCUCAGUACGCAAUAAGACCCUUUUCGUCGUAAGCGACUCAGUGGACGCCACUGGUCACUUCACUGGGCAUGUAAACGCGCCUUGCGUGUCUCUGCACUCUGCGCACUCGACCUUUUAACGAUGAACGGCGAGGAUGUGCUGGCGUUGACGGCACCGUUAUGGUCGCCUGGUCCCCUGAAGAUGCGCUGGAUGUAAAAGUAUAGCCAUGACUGCAUGUGUGAGAGAGGGUGCUUGAGUGUGUGAUUGAACAGAAUGGGGAAGGAACAAGAACUCUUGCAGGCGGUGAAGACGGAGGAUCUGAUUACCGUCCAACGGCUCCUCCAGAGACCCAAACAGGGCAAAGCGAAGCUCCUGGGUGCUGCUAAGAAGGUGAAUGUGAACUUCCAGGACACAGACGGGUUAUCUGCCCUGCAUCAUGCUGCUCUUAAUGGUAACGUGGAGCUGAUUGCGCUGUUGCUCGAGUCACAAGCCGUCGUUGACAUCAAAGACCAGAAUGGGAUGCGGCCCUUGCAUUACGCUGCUUGGCAGGGCAAGUGUGAGCCCAUGAAAAUGCUGCUCAAGUCAGGGUCAUCAGUCAACAGCCAAUCAGAUGAGGGACAGAUCCCUCUACACCUCUCAUCACAACACGGCCAUUAUGAAGGAAGUGAGAUGCUGCUCCAACAUCAGUCGAACCCCUGCCUCAGAGACCACGCUGGGAAAACCCCUCUAGACUUGGCCUGCGAAUUUGGACGUGUCUCGGUGGUGCAGUUGCUCCUUAGCAGUAACAUGUGUGCUGCCAUGUUAGAACCGAAGCCCUCCGAUCCCAAUGGCAUCAGCCCGCUACAUUUGGCUGCCAAGAAUGGACAUAUUGAAAUCAUCAAGUUACUGAUCCAGGCUGGAAUAGAUAUAAACCGACAGACUAAAUCAGGCACAGCGUUGCAUGAAGCUGCUCUCUGCGGGAAAAUCGAGGCUGUACGACUGCUGCUGGAUAGUGGUAUCAGUGCUGGGGUGAGGAACACAUUCUGUCAGACAGCGCUGGAUAUUGUUAACCAGUUCACCACUACACAAGCCAGCAAGGAGAUUAAACAGAUGCUGAGAGAUGCAUCAGCUGCUAUGCAAGUGAAGGCUCUGAAGGAUUACUGCAACAACUAUGACCUUACAAGCCUCAACAUUAAAACAGGCGACAUCAUCACGGUCUUGGAGCAGCAUUCUGAUGGACGCUGGAAGGGCUGUAUCCAUGAUAACCGCACAGGAAAUGAUCGCGUGGGUUACUUUCCGUCCAACAUGGUGGAAGUCAUCAAAAGGGCAGGUCCCUCAACCCAACAGUAUCUUAAGAUACAGAUCCGUCCGCCAGCAAUUGGUUCAGUUGUCAUGGUGAACGGUGACUGCUCCCACAUUUUUUCUCUGCCCCUCACUCCCCCACCCCCUCCUUCCCAGCCCCUUACCCAUCAGCCCCUCUUCACCUCAUUUGGCUAUAAUAUGCCUACCUGCAGCACAAUUGGGUAUGAACCAGCCUCCUCCUGCUCAGAGGAGCCACAAAAAGAGACAGGCUCAAGGGAUCCGUUUCCAGCCCUCAUGGUUCUCCAACCCUCAGCGGCCAGCAAAGCAGCGCAAAUGAGGAGAUUUGGGUUCUGA